This is a messenger RNA of Neodiprion virginianus, 4662 nucleotides long. RefSeq names its product leucine-zipper-like transcriptional regulator 1 (gene Lztr1). Gene Ontology annotation, cellular component: Golgi apparatus. Gene Ontology annotation, molecular function: protein binding. NCBI's taxonomy places the organism in Eukaryota, Metazoa, Arthropoda, Insecta, Hymenoptera, Diprionidae. Bases 318 to 2624 code for a protein of 768 amino acids. The record is from RefSeq and is a predicted model, not a curated record. The transcript has 10 exons.
GAGAGGAUAGAAAUAUUAUGAAUGAAACCCACGCACUUCUGUCUAUCACACGCAAGCUCGAAACGAAUGAAAUAUCGAUUUGAUAAACAAGAACCCCGAAUGGCCAGAAUUUCGCGGUUGAAAAAAUACGAAUUUCUGAUUGGCUACAGAGGGUCAUCCACCUGAUUUUGACACUCGACAUACAAAUGUGACAAACGCAUAAUAAUGAUGUAGAGUAACGUUUCGCAAAAUCACAAUAUAACGCUGCUUUCAUCGGAUACCAAGAUAAGUUGUAAAGCUCCUUUAGAAUCGGGUGAAAUUUUACCGACAUAACCGAAAUGGACAACACAGCGACAGCCGAGUGUCUCACCCUGGAUUUUGGGCCUUUCGAAACGGUUCACCGUUGGCAACAAAUGCCAGAAUGUGAUGAAUUUGUUGGAGCCAGACGAAGCAAGCACACGGUAGUAGCAUAUAAAGAUGCUAUUUACGUAUUUGGAGGAGAUAACGGAAAGAAAAUGUUGAAUGAUUUGCUACGGUUUGACGUUAAAGAAAAAUCUUGGGGUAGGGCGUUCUCCACUGGGAUUCCGCCAGCACCAAGAUAUCACCACUCAGCCGUAGUUUAUGACGUUUCUAUGUUCGUUUUUGGUGGAUACACUGGAGACAUUCAUUCAAAUUCUAAUUUAACCAACAAGAAUGAUUUAUUUGAGUAUAAAUUCAAGACUGGUCAAUGGAUUGAGUGGCGGUUUAUUGGAAAAACACCUGUACCCAGAUCAGCCCAUGGUGCUGCAGUGUAUGAUAAUAAGCUUUGGAUAUUCGCUGGGUACGAUGGGAAUGCUAGAUUAAAUGAUAUGUGGACCAUAUCGCUGCUUCCAGGAGAUAUGAGAGUUUGGGAAGAAGUUGCGCAAUCUGGAGAUUGUCCACCAACGUGUUGCAAUUUCCCUGUAGCUGUUGCUCGUGAAUCUAUGUUCGUUUUCAGUGGUCAGAGUGGAGCCAAAAUUACAAACAGCUUGUUUCAGUUCCACUUCAAAGACAAAAGGUGGACUCGAAUAUCCACAGAGCAUAUAUUGAGAGGUGCUCCACCUCCUCCAGCUCGCCGUUAUGGUCACACAAUGGUCAGUUUUGACAGGCAUCUUUAUGUCUUUGGUGGAACGGCAGAUUCAACCCUACCCAAUGAUUUGCAUUGUUACGACCUGGAUACACAGACAUGGAGUGUAAUUUUAUCAUCGGCAGACAGCCAAGUACCAUCUGGACGAUUAUUUCAUGCUGCAGCAGUAAUUGGGGAAGCUAUGUUUAUAUUUGGAGGCACUGUAGACAACAAUGUGAGAUCUGGUGAGAUGUACAGGUUUCAAUUUUCUUCUUAUCCUAAAUGUACUCUGCACGAUGAUUUUGGAAGAUUGCUCAGCAGUCAACAGUUCUGCGACGUCCAGUUUAUUGUUGGAGAAAGCGAAGAGAAAAUACCAGCACAUAUUGCUAUGGUAGCCGCACGAUCUCAGUGGUUAAGAGCUAGAAUUAAACAAGCCCAAGAUCAGAGAGAAAAGCAUCUUGAAAAAAUUUUAGGCAUUACCGAUCUACCGCUCAAAGAUUUACCGUUGCUAGAAGUCAAAUUGAAGGAUGCUGUGCCGGAAGCCUUUGAAAUGGUGUUGAACUACAUAUACACUGAUCGAAUAGAUCCUACGAAAAAAAUAGAAGAUCCGUUGAGCAACAGAAUCGUACUUCUAAUGAUGGACGUUUAUCGACUAGCUGUUCAAUUUCACAUGAAAAGAUUAGAACAACUUUGUGUUCAAUAUCUUGAAGCUACUAUCAGUCAUGCAAACGUUCUUGAAGCACUUCAUAAUGCAGCACUUUUAAAGUUGUAUUUUAUUAAAGAAUUCUGCUUGAGUUUUGUUGUCAAGGACAGUAACUACAAUCAAAUAGUGAUGAGCCAGGAAUUUGAAACAUUGGAUCAACCCUUAAUGGUAGAAAUCAUAAGAAGAAGGCAAAUGCCGCAAGCUAAAAACUUUCUAAAGUCAUACGAAUCGACAGAAUUUGCACACAUUCAUGUGUUGGGAACAACUCUAGAGCAGGAUAUGGAGGUCUUUUUAAAGAGUGCGAGCACCGAAUUUUGUGAUAUUAUGCUGAUGUUGCAUGGGACACCCAUACCAGCACACAAGGCUAUCCUUGCCGCUAGAUGCAGUUAUUUCGAAGGCAUGUUCCGAUCUUUUAUGCCUGAAGACAACAUAGUGAACAUCCAAAUCGGAGAGAUGAUUCCUUCAAAAGAAUCAUUCGAUUCCCUGCUCAGGUAUAUUUAUUACGCAGACGUCUUAAUGCCUCCUGAGGACUCCCUAUACCUAUUCACUGCACCAGUAUUUUACGGCUUUACAAAUAAUCGCCUGCAAGCCUUUUGCAAGCAAAAUCUUGAAAUGAAUGUUACGUUUGAAAACGUUAUACAAAUUCUUGAAGCUGCGGAUAGAAUGCAGGCUAUUGACAUGAAAAAAUAUGCUCUCAAUCUGAUCGUCCAUCAUUUUAGCAAGGUGGCACGAUUGCCAAAAUUGAAGCAGUUGAGUCGAGAACUUUUACUGGAUAUUAUAGAGGCAUUGGCGGAUGAAAAGAGUGAGGCUCGAAUGUGUCAGGACAUGUCCAGUGCUAGUCUUUCCAGUGACUGCUGACAGACUUCCAGUCAGGUAUGGAGAGCUCCCAUGCCCUCCAGUUUUCAGGAGUUAUUUCGAGUGAAUUUCAUCUUGAUAACACGCAUGAUACUGUUCAUUGGGAACUACUACUUUGAUUUAAAGAUGUGUCCGCAAUAUAGACAAGGCUACAGGCGAUGUAACCAUAAGAAGAAGCGACAUCAUCGAUUUAAAAUUCACUGACAGUUGGCAUGACUUUUAUUACGACUGCUAGCGUGUCUCAAGAAAAAAGAUGACACCAGCAGCUUCAACUAUUGAAUUUUUUUCACAUGAAUGGAUUAUUACGUGAUAAGUCUUUGAAAUCUCGUCACCAAUUUAGUCAUAUUCAAUUUAUAGUAUAGUAAUAGCAGACAGCUAAUUGUUAGUAAUAUACUUGUUGCCCUUGACAAUGACCAGUAAAAGCAUGUCUCAAAGUUCUUGUAUUGGCUUCAACAAAUCAAUAAUCUGCUCAAAUAAGAUGAUAAGCAUAAGUGUGAUAUUGGUCAGUUUGCAGCGUUCGCAGGAUGAGUUCAUUUACGAAAAUUAAAAAAUAAAUUACCACAGUAAAGUACGUUAUUAUUUAUUGCAGUUAGUAGUGAUUUCGAAUAGUUUUUUACUUUUUCCAAAUAAAUCUAGUCACACUUAACCCGGUGGAAGAAUUAGAAUUAAUGAUGAAAUGACACAAAUCGUACAAUACUUAUGGUCAUUUCUAGGAUAAAAAAAAUAUGAAGCAAGUAUCGUACUAUGUUACAAGCUUUUGUAUAAUAAAGAGCUGUAAUACGAUUUGCUGGUAAAUGCUAGUAAAAACAGAAAUUAGUUUUACGAAAUCUUAAGAUAUUAAGCACGCGAAUUAGUACGAGUUAUUGAAACAUCUGCGCAAGAAUUCAACAUUCCACAACCGUAAUAAUAGAAUAUUUUGUUUAUUAAUUGUGAAUUUAAGAAGAUUCGGGUCCUAUCACUGUCAAAAGUAACUACCGUUUCAGGUUAUCCUAAUUUCUAAAUUUCACGGUUAUCCUCUCUCAAGUUACAUGAUAUCGUAGUUAUUAAUUAGGUACUUAAUUACCUAUAUUUAGAAAAUAAUUUUGAAUAACAGAUGUAGUCCUUUAAUGUUUUAUCUUUACUAUUCAGAAAUUCUAAUGUAUUGUUACAUUCAUCAAGACAUAUUGAGCGAGAAAGCAUUGUCUCUGUAUAAAUGAUGGCGUUGACAGGUUUUUUUAAGCAUCACUGAAAUCGUAUACAUAAGUUUGUAUUCAUUAAGCAAACCAUAAUUAGCGAAAAUUGUAUGGUUAAAAGUUUUUUCAUUCACUUGAAGUGUUUGCGAACGUGUGUUAUGUAAGAAUUUGACACAGCUAAUCUGCACCUUGAUCUAACGUUGGUGUAAUUAAAUUUAUUUGUAUAUAUAUUUUUAAUCAAUUAAUGUAUCAUUGAUUGUUUUCUAUUUACGAGCAUUCUUAGUAAUGUAUGAUCAUACUCAAAUGACAGUGUUGAGUGUGGAAAGUUUAACUUAUUCAAUAUUCAAUAUUGAUAUUGAAUAGGUUUGAUGCAUUUGGGAUGUCCAACAAUUUUUGUUAUUCCAUUUGGUGAGAAAUUUGAUUAUUCAUCAACGUGAUACGUAAACAAAAGUUUCACUGAUAAUGCUCAACGGUUUUUUUUUUCUUUAUAGCCAGCACAGUUUAAUGGUAACAAUUUCUGUAUUAAGUCAUUCGUUUCACUGUAUAAUUGCUGUUGCCUGUGCAAAAUUUAUGUGUGACUAUUGAUAGAAAAGCACAAAACGAACAGAAUCUCUGCAUGUGCCAAAUUAUGUUAGAACCAAUCUAAUUUUAAAAAAGUGCAAUAUUUGAAUAAAACAAAGCAUUAUAUCUAACAAUAUUUAUUUUAACGUAGCUUGGUUUUGAAUAAUAAUAUGCAAGCGUUCACACCAUUUGAUAUGCAAACACUUGAACAAUAUAAUAAUCUUGUUAUAUGUAUAUACUCUGUGGAACUGCCACAAAACUUGUUCGAUAUUAUAGAUUCUCAAAAAUAAUAAAGAAAAUAUCAUAAA